This is a messenger RNA of Zophobas morio, 3882 nucleotides long. It is a transcript of the gene Tbc1d8-9, whose product is annotated as TBC1 domain family member 9. The transcript is spliced from 15 exons. The record is from RefSeq and is a predicted model, not a curated record. Bases 218 to 3694 code for a protein of 1158 amino acids. NCBI's taxonomy places the organism in Eukaryota, Metazoa, Arthropoda, Insecta, Coleoptera, Tenebrionidae. Gene Ontology annotation, molecular function: calcium ion binding.
GACAUUUAACAGCUGUCAAAUCAGUCCUUGUCUGUUUUUGUAGGAAGCGAAGCGUUUUAUCUGUGUAUACGCUCUUAUCAGAGUUAAAUACACGAAUUGAAAUAGUCAGGAACUGAAAUGCGUGCCUCUGAAUCAAAAUCCGCCGAUAACCACACAAAUCAUGUUACAGUUUGACACGACGUUAAAAUGUGUGUGAGUAGCGUUCUCAUGAUUUAACAUGUUUAUCAAACCCCAAGAAGUCCUUUUAGCUAGCCCUUUUUGGGAAACUGAAGAAACAUCAAUUUACUUCUUACUGCAACAUCGAAAGGGACAUGGGGGCUCCAAGGGCUUGUCAUCGCUUCUUGUCGGCACCAUCGAUAGUAUUUUUGACACCAAGCCUGCACCUUAUAGGAUUUUGCACCAGACUCCUUCGUCUGAAGUUUAUUACUUAAUAGCAUGCUCGAUGACAAGACAAGAAAUCCUGAAGGAUUGGGAAUGGUUGUUUAAUAACGUUUCUGCGACCUUGCAUUGUUUUGAUAAUGAGGAAGAGAUAACGGACUUUGUCUCUUGUAAAAUUGAAUCUGUGAUUGCUACACGCCAAGAAGUGGACGUUGAAGGAAUUUUUACAAGAGCCAGAUUUUUUCUUGCAGAUGAAGACUCGAAAUCUUUUAAAGUCACGUCGGACAAAUUCAUUCGUCUUUUUGGCCUAUCUAAAGACGAAAAACUCGUCAACUAUUACUCAUGUAGCUAUUGGAAGGGUAAGCUUCCUAGGCAGGGAUGGAUGUAUCUAUCUGUGCAUUAUUGUUGCUUCUACGCUUUCAUCUUAGGUUUAGACACCAAAGUAUGCAUAAGAUGGUCAGAUGUAAUCGAAUUAAGUAAGAAAAACAGUAUCGUAUUUCCCGAUUCCAUAAAAAUAGCAACUAGAGAAAAAGAGUACCAUUUUAGUAUGUUCCUUACGAAAAACGAGACGUUUAAACUGAUGGAACAAUUAGUCGACCUGGCCAUGAAAAGAUUAAUCGAUGAUAAAAGAAGCUUCAGUGAGGACAAAGAACUCUUACACAAACUAAGCAAAAACGUUCCAAAAAAGGCGUCUUUUCUCAAACGAGACCUGGAUGCGCGCGCACAAUCCGACGCUUACAAACUCAUGUUUCGGCUACCCUCCGUCGAGAAACUCGACGGAUCAAUCGAUUGCACUUUAAUGACCCCGUAUAACAAAAAACACGUCGCAGGUCGCCUAUUUUUGUCGCAAAAUUAUAUCUGUUUCGAAAGUAGGGUGAAGUCACAAGUCAGCCUAGUCAUACCUUUACGUGACGUCAAACUCGCCGAAAAGAUCGAAAACAACGCGUCCAGUCAGAGUCUGGACAAGGCAAUCAUAGUAACGACCCGAAACGAAAUCAACAAAACCAAUUUUAUUUUCGCCCAAAUUCUGGACAGGGAUUUUCUCGUGGAAAAGUUGUGCGAACUGCUCGCCAAAACCCAGACCCCGAACAGCUGCGAUUCGUUGAGCACGAAAAGCGGGAGUUCGGGGGAUGCACCGGGGGUUGUGGAGGUGACGCCGUGGAAGUGUCAACCGGCGUUGAUGACAGUGUUCCCGUUGAGUCCGAUUCCCGAGGUACAUAAGAAGCAGCAGUUCAAAGGGAAGGAGUGGGAGCUGCAUUUUAACACAUAUGGAAGAGGGGUGUCUAUGUAUAGGACUACCGAAGUGGCGAAGCUGGUUCUUCAGGGAAUCCCUGACUAUCUCCGGAUGGAUAUUUGGAUGUCGUUUUCAGGUGCAGCUAACGAAAAACUAAGUCAUCCCGGUUAUUACCGGUCCCUGGUGGACAAAGCGCUUCUUCAGCGCUCCACCGCGAACGACGAAAUCGAGCGCGAUCUUCACCGUUCCCUUCCCGAGCAUCCCGCUUUCCAGAACUCGGUGGGCAUCGACGCCCUGCGUCGCGUUUUGUGCGCCUACGCCCUACACAACCCGAGCAUAGGUUACUGUCAAGCUAUGAACAUAGUCGCAUCCGUCCUUUUAAUCUACUGCUCGGAAGAAGAAGCCUUUUGGUUGCUCGCUACCCUGUGCGAAAAUCUCCUACCCGACUACUACAACACUAGAGUGGUCGGGGCUGUCGUGGACCAAGGAAUCCUAGACGAUCUAACCGCCGAACACUUACCGAGUUUACACGAUAAGUUGAACCAGUUAGGAAUGACCAACAUGAUCUCAUUGUCGUGGUUCCUGACGAUAUAUUUAUGCGUUAUGCCUUACGAAAGUGCUGUUAAUGUGAUGGAUUGUUUCUUUUACGAUGGUGCUAAAGUUAUUUUUCAAGUUGCGUUGAUGUUGUUGGAGUGGAAUCAGGAGAAAUUGCUGGCUUGUAGAGACGAAGGCGAAGCGAUGCAGUUGUUGGCGGAUUAUUUGAUGGGGGUUUACAACGACGAAGGUCGGGGUGCUAUUAGGAAUAAGAACUACGAUGAACAAAAAAGGAGUAUUUCCGUGCAAACGUUAGUUUAUGAAGCGUACGUGAAGUACGGGUUUUUGACGACGGGGCAGAUCGAACGACUGCGCCUGAAACACAGGCUUAAGGUCGUUCAAGAUUUGGAAGAUACGUCGGAGAGGAACGUCAUCAGGUGUGUGAUAGGUGAUGGCUACUUCACCCAACAAGAGUUACAGGAACUUUUGAGUUUAGUCAGGGAAGAAAUUCUAAGUCAGAAGAAACACAUACCUGAAAGACAUGACCCAUCGUUGCAACCAUACGAGGCCUACAAAGUUGACUUUGACUAUUUUAAGAUACUUUUUGCUGCGUUGUCACCGUGGGGUAAGGGGGAGAAUACCGAAUCAUUAGCCGCACGAAUAUUUUCAUUGUUAGAUACCAAUCACGACGGAUACCUCAAUUUUCGAGAACUAGUGGCCGCUAUAGGUUUAACGUCGACGGCAGAUCCGGCUCAAAGACUGAAACUGCUAUACACCAUACACCUGCCACCGCUUUUGUGUAUGUCGGACAUCGAAUCGCCCGUCAAAAACGAACACGGCGCUGAAAUAGCGUCCGAAGCCACCGACUUCUUUGACAGCGUGGAACAAAGUGUCAACAAUGUAGAUUCCUUGAGUUUACACUCGGAGGAACCGUCGACGCCCACCACGUCAUACACGUGGCAGAAGUCGUUUGAAUCUCAAUCUUCUAUGGAUAACUCGUUUGCUAGUAAUAACGGAGCGGGGGAGAUGAACUGGGAAAUCAAGAGUUUGACCAAUCUUCGCAAUUUGGUUCAGUCGAAAGAUAGCAAAAUUAAUUUAAAAGCGGUACCGAAAAUGACGCAGCACCACUUCAUUACGUUGUGGAAGACGGUGUACGAUAUUUUUCAGACGGAACCGGAAGACCAGGAGACGUAUCAUGCGAUUGCCAACGUUGGAACGUUGUUGUUAGAGCUAGGGGAUGUCGGGAAACAGUUCUUUAUCAAUCGGGACGAAUCGGAUGAUAGUUUGGUGUCAGCGGCGGCUGCCUACAACCCAGGAACCGUAGAUGGGUUGCAGUCGCCUGAUAAAAACGGGAAUCCCCUGACCCCAAAAACCGAGAUUCAAUGGUACAUCACAGUGGAGCAAUUUCUAGCGUCUGUGCUCAACGCACAGCCUCUAGUCGACUUUUUCUCGAAACGAACAUCACCCGUUGAGAGUAUCCAACAACUUAAAGGUAGAAGAUACACGAGAUACAAUUCGUUUUAUGAGGUACCUGCUAUGAAAGUUUAAUUCAUGGGUUUAAAUUUUAUCGUGGAUUUACCUAUAUUUUUUAUUGAAAUUUUAUUUCUUUUUAUAGUCUUGUAUGAAUGUAAAUAUCCCACUACAGUCUAUGUUUAUUUUGUAUUCUAGUGUAACCUAGUGCAAUGUUUCGCUAUAUUGUUAUGAACGUAAAAAAUAAAUAUCUUUGCUAAAGCGUC